GAGCCAAGUUUCAUGUGAUGGGAGACUCUCAAGCUUGAAAUGGGAUCACAAGUACCUCAAGCUGGCUAAUUUGGAUUUUCACGAUUUUUCUAGUCAAUAAAGAUAGAUAUUAGCUUGCCGGAUUGGGAGGGUCAACUUCGGACAAGUAGGCCAUUUCCCGUGCUUUAGCGCGGGUGGCCAAGCAAGUAUUUAUUGUGCUGCCCAGUUCUCUGAACUGAAUUCGAUCGACAAGUCUCUAGCUUUCGACGAGCCUGGUCAAGACGAAACAUAACAAUUCAAUGUUGCACACAUCACCGUCUUUUUCGAUAUACCAUUCUGGGGAUGGAUUUCAGGAUGAAGAGGCUCGAGAUCCGAGUCAAGAAGCGCUGGAGAGAACUAUUACCAUAGGUGAGAGCUUAGAAGCCAUAGGUAGUGGUGAAUUCACCUUUAACAAGAAGAGUAUGAGCUUGAUUGUGGAAGGGGAAGAGGAGAAGGAUGAAGCUGUUGAUGGGAUUCAGAGUGGGAGUGUUGAAGAAGAAGCGAAUGAACCACCUAGUCCACCCAUGUACCUUGCUACAGGGCUUGGGAUUGACACUUCUGGUUUUGGUGUUGAUGGGUUCAAUUUAUCUCUGGAGAACUUUGAUGAUGGUGGCGAUGUUGAAGAGUACUGUAAGAGGAUGGUUGAUGAAUAUCCUUGCCACCCUUUGUUUCUGAGAAAAUAUGCUCAAGUUUUGCAGUCCAAGGGAGACCUUCAAGGAGCAGAGGAAUACUAUUAUCGUGCUACACUAGCAGAUCCUGAAGAUGGUGAAAUUUUGCUGCUGUAUGCUAAACUCGUGUGGGAGCACCAUCAUGACCAAGAUAGAGCCUUGAGUUACUUUGAGCGGGCAGCUCAAGCCGCUCCUCAGGAUAGCCAUGUUCUUGCAGCAUAUGCUAGUUUCCUCUGGGAAAUAGAGGAUGGCAAGGAAGAAUAUGAAGCAUCUCAAGCUCGCAUUCAGAUUAAGGAGGAAAAACGUGCAGAGGAACUCGAAAUGUCAACCUCCAAAGAAAAAGUUGAAAUGGUAAGUUCAUCCCAACAUGCAGCAGGGCUUAAGAUUGAUGUAGCUGAUUUUCCUGCAGCUGAAUCCAGCAAAGGCAGCAAUGUUGAGGAGUAUCAUAAGAAGAUGGUUGAGGAUAAUCCUAACAACCCCUUGUUUCUAAGAAAUUAUGCUCAGUUCCUAUGUCAGUCCAAGGGAGACCUCCAAACAGCGGAGGAAUUUUACAUGCGCACUAUAUUAGCUGAUCCUAGUGAUGGUGAAAUCAUGUCACAAUAUGCUAAAUUGGUGUGGGAACUCUAUCAUGACCAAGAUAAAGCAUUGUCCUACUUUGAGAGCGCAGUUCAGGCUUCUCCUGGAGAUAGCCAUGUUCUUGCAGCAUAUGCUAGUUUCCUCUGGGAGACGGAAGAUGAGGAAGAUGGUGAGCCAAGGCACGACUGCAAUCAGGCACUUCUUAUUCACGGAUAACCCAUGAGUGCAGCAAAUGCUUACCUCCAACACAGAAAGGAAGACCAUUAGUAAGUUGUAAUGCUUCAAAGGUGCAAAAGAAUGAAACCAGCACUCACUUCUGUUGGAAGGUUAAAACUUUUCCGGUAAUUUUGGGUUGUUUACUGAAAUAUAGUUCAUCAUUAUUCAGAGGGCUUCCUUAGUCACCUAUUUAUGAAUGUUGGGGUCCAAACCUGAGAAGGUGAAAUAAAAUGAAAUUUUAGCAAAAAGUGCAAUACAAUGUUGUAACAGAGUACCCGAAAAUAAUGAAAUAAAUGAAUUAUUUUAUUUUAAAA
Juglans regia (Persian walnut) is the source of this 1792-nucleotide messenger RNA. RefSeq lists its product as uncharacterized. The record is from RefSeq and is a predicted model, not a curated record. The transcript has 6 exons. Lineage: Eukaryota; Viridiplantae; Streptophyta; Magnoliopsida; Fagales; Juglandaceae. Bases 279 to 1478 code for a protein of 399 amino acids. Gene Ontology annotation, biological process: RNA processing. Gene Ontology annotation, molecular function: protein binding.